This is a messenger RNA of Populus euphratica (Euphrates poplar), 640 nucleotides long. RefSeq lists its product as uncharacterized. Bases 93 to 536 code for a protein of 147 amino acids. Lineage: Eukaryota; Viridiplantae; Streptophyta; Magnoliopsida; Malpighiales; Salicaceae. The record is from RefSeq and is a predicted model, not a curated record. The transcript is spliced from 3 exons.
AUAUGUCACCAUCCUCAGUAUAUUACUGAUGGAAAAGCUUCUAGGUAGAUGAAGAUCGAUCAGAGAAGCCUCGUAGAUUUGGAGUUACAGAGAUGAGAGGGCCUCAAUACACUCUAUUGAGCCAGAACAUGCUUCAAGUAAGUUGUGGAAAAUGGGCUAUUCGAUUUAGAACGUUAAGGAGUCUUCAAGUAAGUUUGUGGAAUUGUGAUGUAAUGUCAAGGAAGCUUAAUGCAGAUCGAUUGAAUUUGAGUCUUUAUUUGCUUCUUACUUGUGCAUGUGCAUACUCGUAUAAUGCUUGGCAGGAUGUUUUCGAGACAACGGGGCAAUUUGUUGAUGGACUGAAAUUCUCUGGUGGUUCUCAUAGUUUGAUGCCAAAGUCUUCUAUUAAAGAAGUGAUUGACAUGGCUCACAAGCAUGAUGUGUAUGUUAGUACUGGUGAUUGGGCUGAGCAUUUGCUUCGUAAAGGUCCCUCCAGCUCCUCGAAGCACUGGUAUAUCUUUGUUGCGCAGAAAUGGUUGAAGAUGCUGAUCUCCUGAUCAGAAUGGCCGAGAGGUGAUUAGAAGCUGGGGCAGAUUAUAAUGAUUGAUGCAGAUGACAACUGCAAGGAUGUAAUUGCAACGUUCGCCGGACAACUAGGUCU